Vespa mandarinia (Asian giant hornet) is the source of this 1774-nucleotide messenger RNA. RefSeq names its product peroxisome biogenesis factor 10-like. The record is from RefSeq and is a predicted model, not a curated record. NCBI's taxonomy places the organism in Eukaryota, Metazoa, Arthropoda, Insecta, Hymenoptera, Vespidae.
GUUCUAGGGAAUUUCUUUUUCCUCUCUUUCACCUUUUUCUUUCUCUCUUCUUUUUCUUCUUCUUCUUUUUCCUUUCUUUCCCUUUCCUUUUUCUCUUUCUCUUACAAUAAUUUCUCAAAAAGGUAACUCUCUAUCAAUUCGAAUAAACUACGAUAUUAUUUCCGUAUUAAUGUAAUAAGAUAUUGUAUCAUCCCGUUAUUUCAAACAAUUGCAACAAUGUUGCUAACUAUGAAAAUAUCGAUGAACCAACUUAUGUGGCCAACUUCGUAUCAUUACUUCCUAGGAUACAUUUAUAUAAGAGGACAAUUUUUAAAAAGUUUCAAAGAAUCAUUCAUAGAUGGUGAUAAUGUUAUUAACUUCAUUGACGUGUCUUAAAGUGACAUCUGUUUUAUGUAUAACCUUAAAGUUUUUAAGUUGCUCAUUGUCAUUUGUAAUUCAUUUGGAAAACGAAAUUUAACUUUUCGUCUGUUUCUAAAAUUGAACAAAUUUAUUAGUGAUCGACGAUUGUUGUUAGAAGAUAAACCGAUGGCUACAGUAAAUAAUUAUUUUGGAAAACUUUAAGAAACAAAUUUGUAAAAUAGUAUAAAAAGAUUAGAGUAUUGUGCAUGAUGUGCAAUUGAUGAAAAUUAUGUGAAAAAAUAAAAACAAUUGAAAACUCCAAAUAGUUAAUAAAUACAAUGGAUAUUCGGGAAGAUCAGGAUGUAUCAAAAUAUCAUCAAAAAAGAACAUUAAAAUAUGCCAAUCAAGCAGAAAUACUUAGGUCUCAUCAAAGGGACAUGGAUUUUAUAUCAUUAUUACAAGAAAAGAUUUACAAUUUAUUACAUGGCUUUAAGAAUUAUAGAACCUUAUCUAAAUAUGUAAUCUCUGAUAUCCCAGCUAGAUUGAUAUAUUUUCUUUUCACGUCUGGAAUGGGCAAUCAAACUUUAGGCGAAGAAUAUACUGGGAUCGUACAAGCUAAUAUUAAAAAUUAUACCGUUCCAUCUUUAAAUGCAAGGAUUAUAAGUAUGAUUCUUGAAUAUUUUGGAGAAAGAAUGUUAUUAAAAGAAUUGGGCGUAUUACAAAGAUAUAUUAAUGAUCCUCGUAAUCAAUUAACAGAGCAGUCGGUUAAAUUGUUUAAUUUGAUUUUAACAAGAUUACAGUCAAUAAUACCUCUACUUGUAUUAAUUCAUAAAGGUUUCUUUUAUAUUUCUGGUAGAUAUUAUAGUUUAGGUAAAAGAUUAACUAAAAUAGAUUAUGCAAAGGUUUAUGGUAGUUCAUCAGUGGACAAAGUUAGCUGGGGUUUAAGGCUACUUGGUAUUAUAACUUUAAUGCAAACUGUAUUAAGAAUAUGGCAAAAUGAAUCGCAGCAAAAGGAUAACGAAGAACUUAUAAAAUUAGCGGAAACAGAUGUUCAUAAAAACUGUCAAUUGUGUACCGGAGCAAUAUCAACAACUGCAACUCCCUGUGGUCACACAUUUUGUUGGCCUUGCAUUAGUAACUGGUUGCGUAAUAAACCACAAUGUCCCUUUUGUAGAGAAAAUGUUCCACCCCAAAGAAUAGUAUAUUUAAUGAAUCUAUAAUACAAUAUAUAAAUUAUAUAAAUUUUUAUAAAAUAUUUUUGUUAUAAAAUUCGAAUUUUUGAUUUUUGCUUAUAAGUAAAUGACAUUGAAACAUUUUUUUUUAUGAUAAAGCUGUAUUGUGCAAUAUACUGAAUAUUAGUAAAAUUCGUUAAAAUGAGCUGAGAACUAGGUUUAUAUAAUUAUAUCAAAUAUAUCUACAAAUCCAUUAAACAAAG